CAAGCGAUCAUUCCCAGACAAGCACAGGCACAUGAAACAUGGCAGAGCAGACACAUACCGCUCAUUCCCCGGGGUUAGAGGAGAUACAUCCUGCGCAUUCCCCGGGGUUAGAGGAGAUACAUCCUGCGCAUUCCCCGGGGUUAGGCACCGCUCGAGAGCACGGCAUGAAUCUGCAUAAGAGACAAGCGCGAGUUACAGUAAAAUACAACCGCAAGGAGCUCCAGAAAAGGCUGGACGUGGAGAAAUGGAUCGACGACUCGCUUGACAAGCUAUUCGAGGGCAAGGACAUGCCAGAGGAGGUGAAGAUUGAUGAUUUGUUGGAUCUCCUGAGUGAUGACGAGCGAGCACAAAAACUACAGGUGCUACUGCAAACCUGUCCCAGCAGCACUGAGGCCUUCAUUGCUGAGUUGUUGCAGAAAUUGCAUGGUCUCCACAAACAGGAAGACUUGCAGAAUGAGGGAAUUGAGCAUCCCUUUCUCCACAGUUACCCUCAUCAUCAUGGCAACAUCCAUCAUCAUCACAGAGACAAUUAUCAACAUCGAACACAUCAGACACUGUGAUUGUAUCCCAGCGCUGCAGUUUGCAAUAUCACUGGACUGAGCUAACUAACACACAGCCUCUGGACACAGCAUGCCCAACUAGUUUGCAACUCUGUAACUGUAAGGUGUUUGUUUACAGACUUAUAUUAGUGGAACAUUAACGUUGCUCAGUUUUGGUGUCGGUUAGUAAAUAUAUGUUUGUAUAGUAGAGUUGUCUUAAAAUGAAUAUGGUUGCAUCGCUCUUGGCUACUUGGUGAACUGCAGCUGUGUGUUGUUUGGUUACUAAAGUUUGAUUGAUUGCAAACUUGCAUACUACUAGUCUCACUAUUUAAAGUUGAAUCUGGUGCCAUUGGUUUUUAUGGAGUCUUUUUUUCUGUGCAACUUAACAAUUUACUAAGACACAUGACCAGUGACAGGCUCAUAAGAAGAAUAGUUGUUAUAUUGGCUAUAUAUGGAAAUAUAAAUAAGUUGAAUAAUAUUUUAUGAACUGAUAGAUUUGAUUAAAUAAAAGUUUUAACAAAAGAAGGACAGUUAUUUUGAAUCUGUGUGAGAAGCAGAAUGGUACGCGGGUGUGUUAUAACGUAGCGUCCACUAGAGGACGAUAUAACACUGAAGUAUUGCAGAGACGAACUGGCGUAUUUACACUGUAAGGCCACUUGACCGUAGACAGAACAGGAAUGUAAAAGGAAGGUAUUAAAGAUGAAUGGUUUUUAUUUAUGCGUUUAUGAAUUUACUAAUACAACUGAGUGCAAAAUUAGAAAAACCUUCUGUUUUUAUGUUUAUAAAUAAUUAUAUAAGAAUUUUAUUAUUGACCAAAACAAUGCUAUUUGCAAAACACAUGACCAUCCAACCAGCAUUUAAUUUUUUUUUUUUUUUUUUUACUACAACAAAUUCCUCUUUCAUGUGCUUGAAAAAAUAUUUUAAAGGGAUAGUUCACCCAAAAAUGAAAAUUCUCUCAUCAUUUAUUUACCCUCAUGCCAUCCCAGAUGAGUAUGACAUUCUUUCUUCACCAGACCACAAACAAAUUUUUUUUUUAAAAUACCUCAGUGAGCAGAAUAGCAUCUCAGAAUGCACACCACGUCGAACCUUGAAGUGGA
Molecule: messenger RNA, 1636 nt
Organism: Myxocyprinus asiaticus (Chinese sucker)
Lineage: Eukaryota; Metazoa; Chordata; Actinopteri; Cypriniformes; Catostomidae
Product: protein phosphatase 1 regulatory subunit 14A-like
Exons: 4
Coding region: 39-560 (173 amino acids)
Biological process (GO): regulation of phosphorylation
Cellular component (GO): cytoplasm
Molecular function (GO): protein serine/threonine phosphatase inhibitor activity
Source: RefSeq, a predicted model, not a curated record